GUUGGAAGCUUUUGGAUUUCUGCAAAGGUUGUGGCAAUUGAAAGCGAUAAAAAUUGGUGGUAUCUUUCGUGCACUAAAUGUCGCAAGAAACUGGAAAAAACCAGUUCCAAAUUUUACUGCACCAAGUGCGAUAAACCUUAUUCUGAUGGUAUUCCAAGGUAUAAAGUGAUACUCCGAGUGAUCGACUCUACUGGAAAUGCACCCUUACUCAUUUGGGAUGACGUUGGGCAAGAAAUGUUUGGAAAGGACGCAGUUGAGUGUCAAAACAUGAUGUUAAGCAGUGGACGUCAGGAGAGUUAUGUUCCCGCUGAGAUAGAGGCCGUUGUAGAUGUGUCAAUGCUAUUCAAGGUUCAGAUUAAGAAGGAACAAAUUGGAAACUACAAUUCAGCCUUCAGUGUGAUGAAAUUCACAAGAGAUGAAGCUCUUAUUGAGAAAUUCAAUGUUAAU
Cuscuta epithymum is the source of this 447-nucleotide messenger RNA. The record is from the annotation of a GenBank genome assembly. NCBI's taxonomy places the organism in Eukaryota, Viridiplantae, Streptophyta, Magnoliopsida, Solanales, Convolvulaceae.